AUGUCUUACUCAAGUGUCUAUCAAGGGUUACAAUCCUGUCUUGAACCAGGGCUUCUCGAACCACGUGUCUUGAACCUCAAGUUAGCUCCACCAGGGAUCAACUCUGAACGGACUAGCUCUUCCACUAGCACCAUUUACUCUCCCUCACACUCUGACACCCUCACCAACACUCCAGCCACAACAAACGAUGAACAUGACACCAAAAGGGACAAAGUUUCUGAACCAGCUUGGAGUUUUCUUCAUGCUCUCUCCAACAUUUCUCAUUGUAAAAAAAAUGAGGAGCUUGAAGCUGAGAAUGUGUAUGUUCACCCUGCUGUUAAGUGCUCCUCUUCGAUGCUCAGUGCAAAGAGCUUGGAAUUGUGCACUGAAAGUCUAGGCUGCGAAACUGGUAGUAAUGCUAAUAAUGCCAGUGAUAACAGCCAUGGCAUGUUUUUGUUUUCAUUUGAAAGUAGCUCAAGUUUCACGAAAGAUACUCCACUUGUUAACAGAAAUUCUGAGUCUAAAAGAUUGAACCGAGUUAGUAGCUUUCCACCUCCACUGACUUCAAUUACUGAUAUGGGAGGGGUUCAAGUUAGGUCUCAUCGUGAAGAUGGUAGGCUAAUCAUGGAAGCUGUAACUUCCUCUUCUCCUCAACCUUAUUUUCAAGCUGAACGUGUUAAUGGCAGGCUCAGGCUUCGACUUUUUGAGAGUGUUGCCAUUUGUUGUGGUGAUGAAGUAGCUGAUGAUAAAGGAGAAGGUGAAGAAGAAGAAGAAGAAGAAGAAGAGGAGGAGGAGGAGGAGGAGGAGGAGGAGGAGUUGGAAGAGUACGUUGAGAUUGCUGAGGAAGAGAUGGGAAUGACAAAGUUUGCGAGACAAAGCAGGUGCAAGGAAAGUGGGAAUAGAGACAUUUUUGCUGAUGGCUACUUUGAGCUUCCCUCACUUUGUCUCUGAGCAGAACCUAUUU
Gastrolobium bilobum is the source of this 943-nucleotide messenger RNA. Its product is annotated as protein FANTASTIC FOUR 1-like. NCBI's taxonomy places the organism in Eukaryota, Viridiplantae, Streptophyta, Magnoliopsida, Fabales, Fabaceae. The transcript has a single exon. The record is from RefSeq and is a predicted model, not a curated record. Bases 1 to 930 code for a protein of 309 amino acids.